AUGAAAUCAACAGCAGCACCAGCAAAUGCACGUAGGUCGCGGAUUGCUGGAGGUUUUUCCUCAAGCUUUCUGAGACCUCAGAUUUACGCCGUUCCUGAAGAUGCCGAACAAAUGAUUCAAUUUUUUGGUAUUGAAACUCCUAUUGGCUAUCCCGGGUGGCAAUUGACGAGCUCUUGGAAGGAUAUCAAAAAAUUGAUCAAUGACGAUCCUCGUUAUUUGAAAUAUAAUGAUUCGGACAAAUGCGAACGCGAAUUCCACGAUUACAUGGUUGGCAAAACCAUUUCGGCUAAAGUUGAUCUGAAAGAAUGUAAGCUUAUCACACAUAAAAGUAUCGAAUUGGUCAAAGACAAUCCAAAUCAUCUUAAAGAGAUUAAGGAUAUUUUAAAAGUGGAUAAAAGAUAUUUGUUGUUGGAUUAUUUAGUUGAAGAACGGACUAAUAUAGUGCUGGAUUAUUUGGAGGAAUUACAAAAAUGUGGUCCCCCGCCGUCGCCAAGUGCUUCGGUCAUCGCACGGCGCAAAUAAUAAUCAAAUAAUAUACAAUAUUUAAUUUUAAGGAUAUAAUAUAAUAUUUACUCAUAUCAACA
Molecule: messenger RNA, 584 nt
Organism: Glossina fuscipes
Lineage: Eukaryota; Metazoa; Arthropoda; Insecta; Diptera; Glossinidae
Product: transcription elongation regulator 1-like
Exons: 3
Coding region: 1-522 (173 amino acids)
Cellular component (GO): nucleus
Molecular function (GO): RNA polymerase binding; transcription coregulator activity
Source: RefSeq, a predicted model, not a curated record